Molecule: messenger RNA, 2030 nt
Organism: Stereum hirsutum FP-91666 SS1
Lineage: Eukaryota; Fungi; Basidiomycota; Agaricomycetes; Russulales; Stereaceae
Product: MFS general substrate transporter
Exons: 15
Coding region: 162-2030 (622 amino acids)
Biological process (GO): transmembrane transport
Molecular function (GO): transmembrane transporter activity
Source: RefSeq, a predicted model, not a curated record
CAGGCGUGACCUCAAGGAGCUUACCUUGAGGGUCCAGGGUUGGUCUCUCGACGGUAUAAAACACCUCCGCUCUGUAGCGGGAGCUCUUCCGAGGCUGUUGACUGCUUUUCCGCUCCCCUCACCUCACGGAUAGGCUAGGCUCUGCUUGUUAGUUCAAAGUAAUGCCUCUCCCUGCGGUGUUCAAGUUUCUUACGGGAGAAAAGCUCCCAGGACCUACUCAGAAUCCUACCGACACCGAAGUGGUGUUAGAAAAGGUGGUCCCGACGGACGUAGGCGAGCGCCGCCGUGGUAUUGAAAAGAUCGAAGCGCUCUACCGCGUCUUCCCGCCUGGCAGCAGGGCUCUGUGGGCUCUCUAUGCCAGCCUGUUCUUGUAUGUCUAUGUAUACACGUUGGCGAGUUCGACGGUAUAUAGCUUUUAUGCGUUUGCGGUGUCGGCAUUCGGUGAGCAUGCGGUAUUAUCGACAAUCAAUAUUAUGGUGUCGGUCAUUAGUGGUGUUGGUCAACCUUUCGCUGCCCAGCUUGCAGACACGACCUCCCGCCCCACUGCCUAUGCGAUCUCGCUCACUCUCUACGUUGUCGGUUUCAUUGUUGUGGCGUCUGCCAACGGCGUUGCCGCCAUCGCUGCUGGUUACCUGCUUUACACCAUCGGUAGUGUGGGAUUAAGCAUGGUCACUUCGCUUCUCGUCGCUGACAUCAGUCCUCUUUCCUGGAGAGGCUUUAUCACGGCACUUCCUUCUGCGCCUUAUAUCAUUAACGCGUACAUCUCUGGUUUCAUCACGGAGGAUCUGGGAGCGGCUGGAUGGCGCUGGGGCUAUGGCAUGUUCGCUAUCAUGGUCCCAGUGGUCAUGUCUCCUGCCCUUAUCGUUCUCUUCUACGCUGACCUGAAAGCCAAACGCCUUAAUGUCCUUGAAGGCCCCACGUCAGCGACCUCCUCCGGUCCCGCUGCAACUAUUGAAAGCCGAUCCCCGUUGCAAAUUUUCAUUAAGAUUUGUUCCGCGAUCGAUGCGUUUGGUCUGAUACUGCUGGGUUUCUCAUGGACCCUGAUUCUGCUCCCAUUCACGCUGUCGGCGAGUGCGGGCAAUGGAUACAAGAACCCUUCGCUCAUUGCCAUGUUCGUUGUCGGAGGCGUUUUGUUGAUUGCGUUUGCGGCGUAUGAAUGGUUUUACGCCGCAAACCCGAUUCUUCCGCGACGGAUUCUUAACCGGGCUUUCAUUUGUGGUGUGAUCAUCGACACUUUCUACUACCUCUCCGGAGAUUUCGCCGGAACAUACUACUCCAGUUGGACAUAUGUAGUCACAAAUUGGAGCCUGUACGACUGGACCAUCUUCUCGCAAACCGAAACCGUAGGACUCUGUCUCUUUGGUCUCGCUGCUGGUCUAGCGAUGAGGUAUACACAUAGAUACAAGUGGUUACUCUGUCUCGGCUGGGUGAUCCGUAUCCUUUGUUACGUCGUUAUGUACCAUGCUCGUGGCGCCAAUGCUACUUCCGUUGGCCUUGCUUGGACUCAAAUUCUUAAUGGCCUCGGCGGUGGUAUCUCCGUUGUUUGUGUCCAAGUUAUGGUGCAGGCCUCUGUGCCACAUGAGGACAUGGGUAUCGUUAUCUCGAACUUGGCACUUUGGACACAGUUGUUUGGUGCGAUCUCAACCGCUGUCGCUGGUUCUGUCUGGACCAACAACAUGCCCAAGAACCUCGAGAAGUACCUAACCCCUCUAGGUGUAAACGCCACAGAGAUCGCGACGAUCUAUGGAUCUAUCACCAUCGCAAGGUCCGAAACCGACGACGUGAGGGCUGGGGUCAUCUCUGCCUACGAUGAUACUGUCAAGCCAUUGAUCAUCGCCUCGCUCGCCACCUCUUUCAUUCCCCUCAUCACUGCUCUUUUCACUACCAACUUCUACCUCGGCAACACUCAGAACGCCGUGGACGGUAAGCUGCACCCUAUGUAUCGUACGGGAGCCGAGGCUGUCCAACAGGAAGGUGGCAGUCAGAACGAAAAAGAUUCUGUUCAGGAGAAGGUUCAAGAGCGGGAGUAG